This is a messenger RNA of Morone saxatilis (striped sea-bass), 1842 nucleotides long. RefSeq names its product solute carrier family 35 member G2a (gene slc35g2a). NCBI's taxonomy places the organism in Eukaryota, Metazoa, Chordata, Actinopteri, Moronidae. The coding region runs from base 299 to 1660 and encodes 453 amino acids. The transcript has 2 exons. The record is from RefSeq and is a predicted model, not a curated record.
GCAGCAGGUCGCCAUAAAACACACAUCUUCCUCCCGCAGAGCGAAGUGAGGUGACCGCAGGUGUCGUGGUCUGGGCGGGCUGAGGCGCGCCGCGGUGCCCUUGAGGAGAUUCUGGACUGCCGCAGGACAGAGAGGAGGAGUGGUAAAAGAAGAAGAAGAACAAAUGGCCAAGAAGAGGUGAUGGAGUGGAGCGUUGGAGGGGCUCGCUAAAUGACUGAAGCCGACCGAGAGUGAAGUUCAACCCCGCGGGAUCCGCUGGUUUUGCGGGAGAGCAGGUGUUUGUCUUUUAAGUUUUAAAAUGGAGUCCACGCACCUCCUGAGCAGCUCAAAGAAGAGAGUAAAGAUCCACCCUCACACUGUCACAGCCAAAUACGCCACGCACACACCCUACUCCCCUCAACCUGGAGUACACACACACUUCCCACAGCCUGGGGACGAAGGCUAUGAUGACGCUCCAUCUUUUGAGGACUUCGGCUCCUUCUUGGAGGAGACGUCAGACAGGAAACAGCUGACGGAGAGCAAGAGGUGGCCUUUGACUCUGUUUGGCUCCAAAGACAAGGACAAGGACACGACCAACAAACCUCAGGCUGCUGGGGGAGGAGAUGGGGGCGAGGGGGCAGCCAGAGCAGCGAAGGGAGCUGGGAGAGGGGUAGGGGAACAGCUGGCCAGUUUCGGGGAGGCUUCUGUGUCUGCUUCUCGGCUCACCUGGGUGGGGCUGGUCGGCGCGGCGCUGGCUCACGGCUGUUUGAUCGUUCUGACCCGCCUGGCCUCUGAACGCUUCAGCCUGGGCCCCCUGUUUCUGCUCUUGGUUAGGUCCAUUGUCCAGCUGCUCUCUGUGGCUGUACCACUGCACAGGGGGGAGAACCCUUUUGGACCAGAGGGCUAUCGUCUACGUCUGCUCUGUUACGGCAUCGCCUACUCCCUCUCGCUCUGCUGCGCCUACUCUUCCUUAACCUUCGUCUCUCCUGGUAACGGCACGACAACCUGGCGCCUGGCAACCACGGCGCUGUCAGCGACGCUGGCCUUCCUGCUCCUGGAGGAGAGGCUGGGAUUGGCUGAUGGGAUCACCAUAGCUGCAGGACUGUGUGGUUUGGGGCUCGUGUUGCUUCCCGCAGCAGACGAGAGCAAUAUAGAUUCACCAACUGACCCGGUUGUGUUCUGGAGGGGUGCUUUUGGCUGGUCUCUUUCGGCUCUUGCUGGGCUGUGGAUGGCACUGGCGCUGGUUGGGUAUCGUUCCCUGAAGGAGAGGGUGGGAGUGGGCACAGCUUUGUUCACAGUAAGCUGGACGGGCUGCCUGCUCACCCCGGCCUCCUUGGCUCUGCUCCAGGAGGGCUGGUCCUGGCCUAUGAGUGCUCCAGCUUGGGGCCUCGUCCUGGGCCUGGUUGCCUGCUCGGUUGCAGCCUUUCUGGGGAUGACGCACGCCCUCACCCGACUCCACCCAGCUCUGGUCUCCGCCUCUCAGAGCCUGGAGGUACCCGUUGCCAUGCUGCUGCAUCUGGCCGUGCUGCCAUUGGCUCCCACUGCGGCGGAGGUCGUCGGGAACGUGAUGGUCAUACUGAGCGUCGGUUGGCUUGUGGCAAUGAAGCUGCUACCUUCUCGUGGGGGAGGGCGCCGCCAGAGGGAGGAGUAUGAGGAGAUUCUGGACUCGCCCAUUAAAUAGACAUAUCUCCUCUCCUCUUCACACCUCCUCUGUCUCUUCCCCUUAGUCCCUCCUACAUGAGAUUGGUUCCAGUGUAAAUAAGAGACUGCUAAAUGUUUAUUGGAGCUUUAUCUAUUUUGUAUUGUCUUCUUUGCUUUUGGGAAAGUGCCAAUAUUGUGUUGUCUGUUAUAGUGACUAUGUGA